UCCUGUUUCCGUGAAGGUGGUUUAGCUCAAACUGACCGGCAACUCGGCAAUCGGCAAGCAAACCUCCACAGGCCAAAAGCGCCGACGAUCGAUUUUGAAGUACAGCGUAGCAAAAAGAGCUAGGGAGCACAACAGCGGCAACCAUCAACAACUACAGUGUGUGGCUAUUGCUAGGCCACAACGGAGAAUUAGUAAGCUUGCUUGCUAGCUAGAGUUUGAUUAGGUUUGUUGCUGGUGUUGACUCUAUCUCAAAAAUUUCGGUUAAAGGAGAAGUGUCACGCUUUGCACAGGACGAAGCCAUGACCACGUCCACCAAAGCCACUACGGAUGGAGCUGCUCCAGAGCCCACUGCCAGUGUGUUAAAGAACGAUGUGGAGGACGACAUGACCAUGAAUGCCAGUGCAAGUGAAAGGGAAACUACUGCCAGUAGUGAGAUCAUCGGUAAAGCAACUACUACUGCUGCUCCCCCUGGCUUUACGGACGAGGCUGCGACCAAAGAACAAGUGGCGGCGGCUGCCACUGAGUCUGCCAAACAACAAGGCCCCCCACACCCGGUACUCGCGACAAAGUCCUCUCAAAUAGCUGCCGGCGACAUUUACUCACUGGUGGACUUGCCCGAGCCGGUUCCACCACAGCAACCGCAACCCAAUCUUCCCGGGGCUUACGCCGUCUCGGGCGCCGCUCGCGGUGCCGUUCAGAAUUUUCUGCAACGACGAGCGAAUACGACUACUGCUAGCAAUUCCAAUACUAAUAUGCGCCUCGACAACCACCACCACACCGCUCAAGACAACGACAACGACAACGACGAAAGCAAAUCGAACAGCGGGCUCGUCGAGGCGACACCCCUUUCGGAGGAUCAAGUCGGGCCGAUUGCAAUAGCAGCAGCUCAGGAUCCUCUCUCCAGCCAUGCAUCAUCAACUGGUAGUAAUAGCCACAGAAAUAGUGCCGCUUGUCGGUUCUAUAGUGCUAUUGGUUUGGCAUUGAUAGUACUAUUGGCGGCGGCCGCCUUGGUCGGAUACAUUGUUGGACAAAGCAAGUCGGAAGCACCAGCCAUUGUGAUUGUUUCGCCGCAAGCUGGAGACCAAACAACAACGGGGCAGUCGAAUGAUGAUGCCAGCAUUGGAAACAACAGCACUGGUGCAACGGCAGACCAUACCGUUCUUGACACAACGCCUUCCAACGUCCUCUCCAUCUUGCUCGAUCCCCACCUAUUCACAUCUACAAUAGAAAGACUCGAGGAACCCUCUUCUCCCCAAUACCAGGCAUAUCAAUGGCUGAAAGACGACCCAAACUUGACAAGCUUUACUACGGCUCGGGUCAUACAACGCUUCGCUGCCGCAACCCUCUAUUACGCGACACAAGGGGAUCAAUGGGAUAGCAAUGAUGGACCCGUGACCGUCUCAUUUGGAUUGCCUGGUAUGGAUGGAUUCAAAGUCAAUGUCACGGCUUCCAAGUGGCUCGACUACAACAGCCAUGAAUGCAGUUGGCUCUCCUUUCCCGUUUUUGAAGGAGUGGAACGAGAAGGAGAGGGGCAAUGGCUGUGUCCAGACUACGAUCCCAACGUCCCCACAAGCACAGGAUCCUUUAUCAAUCUCAAUCUUUUCAACAACAACCUCAACGGAACGCUGCCGCCAGAGCUCGGGCUCCUCACAACACUGGAACAGGUCCAUUUGUAUCGCAACCCGCAAUUGCAGGGGGAAAUCCCGUCCGAAGUGGGAUUGCUCACCAACCUCCACUACUGGAGUUGCCGGGCUUGCAAACUGUCGGGGCGGGUUCCGUCGGAAAUCGGCCUCCUAACCAAGUUGACGUACCUCAAUACCUUUCGAAACCUUCAUACGGAUGCCUUGCCCGCACCAGUGUGGCGAUUGCCUCGUCUCCAACUGUUACGAAUCGGCCAAAAUGAAAUUUCGGGAAGAAUCCCCGACGCCAUUGGAUCGCAACUCCCCCACAUUCAAUUGAUCCGAUUGUCUCGGAAUCAAAUGAGUGGUUCGAUUCCCAAGUCGAUUGGUGACUGCAGUCUCUUGACCGAGUUGGAUCUCGCUGCGAACUCCUUCACCGGUUGGAUACCGUCCGAACUAGGACGCUUGCCGCUCCAAGAGUUGGAAUUGGGAGAUAAUCUCUUGUCCGGCCGUGUUCCGUCCGAGCUGGCGCAAUUGACGGGGCUCGUGUCGCUGAAUCUCAAAAACAAUGCGGAUCUGACGGGUUCCCUGGAAGAGUUCCUACCGGUAGCAACCGACAUUAAUGCAACUGAGAUGGCACUAAUGUCCUUGUCAAUCCAGGGGACAGGGAUCACUGGAACCAUCCCAGAAGAGAUAUGUGCCAUUGAGGCCCUCACCUUUGAUUGUUCACCCUCAUGUUGUGGGUGUUCCUGCCCUUGUGUGGAACAACCAUGAUCCAGCCAUCCAAGCCAAUGAGACAGUCACACUUCCUCUCGGUUUUGUGAGUUUCCCACUGAUCCAAAGUCCACAUACAUCUUCAGGGUUCGAGAUGACUGAGUGAGUAACCCUGCAGUAGCCUACUCUACUGGGUAGGUAGGAGAGUACCAUUGUGAGGGGUGGAUUAGUCACAGUUGUGUCAGGAAUCCAAAGGAUAUUCCACACAGCAGACAAGACUAUCUGGGCGGGCUGGCGGGUCCUAGGUGGCGGUGAGGCAAUGGGUGGGCUCUGUCUCGGAUCCAAUGCGACCCAAACGUGCCAAUACCGCUGGCAUGCUAACGAGAGACAGCGAGAUGUUUGAAAUGAUUUGAUUGGCAGCUAUACUGCUGUAAACUCAACACCUGAAACAGGCCCUUGAGGACGCCCAGCCACAAUUUAGCCUAUUCACCACCAACACUAAGUCUUGACCUCCUGAGAUGCUUUUGAACGGAGACAGGAAACAAAAUCCAACAUUUCACUCUGAAGUUUGAUCGUCAAUCCUUCCGGCAAAAGACACAGGUCUUGCUUGCUUGUGUGGGGACGAUUAUCACUUGAAAGACUACGUUUCAGUUUUACACUUGCUACGUGGCAUGGGCAGCGGACCGGGUCAUUUCUGCGGCCUAGCUAGCUAGCCACUUGUACGGUACAGAUCAAGCAGAUUCUUCUUACUUGCAAAACCACCAGGAAGAGGUCCUUCAUGAGGACUUGGCCAUCAGCCUUGGCCCUUCCUGAGCAUACAGACUGUAAUAUUAUUAUUCGACUUCCUGGGCUACUUCAACUGCUUCGUCGGUUGCAGUCUCUCCACGCGUCAUUGCCAAACAUCUGUUUUUGAGUGAGAACCUGGACGGAAAAUGGAAAGUACAGGAGAGUUUGCCACCUGAUCACUGAUCAGGGCACAACUUCACUUGUGGACUACCAGGUAGCCACUCGUGGGCUCCAACUCCCACCAGCAAUAGAGCGACCCAAGGCUUCAAAGCGGAUUGGGAAGCCAAAGAAUCAGAAGUGCAUCUGGGCAUUCCAGGCCCCAAAUCACUACUGGUAACACGUUUGCUAUAGCAACAGCUGUAGCAGAAUUCUUUUCUUCUUGUGAUUUCCACGAUCUUUAACAGGUACCGGUAAGCAUCAGCAGGAUGCGAGCUGGAAGCACCUAGCUGCUAGAAUCUGAUGAUGACGAGUUGCCGCCUUUGCGGAACUGCUCCUCUCGGAGUGCUGUGGCCAUUGUUGUGGCCAUUGCGGUGGCACCAGGAAGCUUGUGAUUUCAUCUUUUCCGACAAUCUGAUUGAUUCCCCCUUCAAUCCGGUGUACACUUUUCCCCCCUUCGCUCCCUUUUUGCCCUCGGGGAGUAAGUGGAGAGAUCCCUGGCAGCCUUCGCUGGGUCAUGCAGCCAGUCUUGUUCAACACAUUCAUCGUUGGAAUCGAAGAGGACCACUCCAUCCCUAAGCAUAAGAAUAAACUUAGGGUUUGUAUCUGCCUGGAUAGCUAGACUACCAUAGCGUUGGGAAUCUUCAGAUACUGAUACUUUGCCACCCAGCUACCGGUAGCUAGAAAGUAUGAAGAAACAAACAAACUGUUUGAGAUAUCAAUAGUCUGAAACCAGAAAACGACAAUCAUUUUAAAUAACACCAAAAUCUACAAUUUUUGCCUCACGAUCAGAGGCAGACAAUGAUCACAAUUCUAAAAACUAUCUCUGCAGCUUUCAAAGGAAAAAGAGAGUUCAGCUCACUGGCCCAGCCACUCUGGUAGAUGUCCAACCUGUGCCAACAUUAGUCUAGAGUAAGACUCUAUAUCUGUACAGAGAUCUGCUUGUUCAGUUGUGCUCAAGAGUACUGGCUAGCUAGAGUACGACUGUACCUGGUAGAAAGAAGCCCACAGAGUCAAAUAAACCAAGAGCCACCCAUUGCGUGGACACAAAAUAAAUAUAAUAUCUUAUAGAGAAGUUUCAAGUAAAAUGGGAUCUAAGAGCUUCAGGCCUCAUUGAAAAUUGCUCACAUGGGAGAUCAAGCUGGGUGAAUGAAGUCUUAGAGUUCCCACGAGUAAUGUCCGAAUGGGAGGUUGUUCUCAUUUCUCAAGUUCAACCUGCAUGUCAGCGGCGAACGUCGGCGAUAAAACACUGUUGAAGGAAACAGUAGAAUAGAAGACUUACCUGGUACGUUUAAAACUGAAAAAGAAGCUGACUUGAAGAAUUAUGAUUGACACAGCUGUUGACAACAGUGAACCGCGAAGAACGUGAAAACAAGAACUUGGAUAUGCCGCUUAAGAUGAUCCUGCAAGAAACCUUC
Seminavis robusta is the source of this 4693-nucleotide messenger RNA. NCBI's taxonomy places the organism in Eukaryota, Bacillariophyta, Bacillariophyceae, Naviculales, Naviculaceae. The record is from the annotation of a GenBank genome assembly.